AUGGCGACCUCCGACACGGCGUUCAUGCGCAUGGCCAUUGCCGAAGCGCACCGCUCGCAGCCGUCUGAAAACGCGUAUUGCGUCGGCUGCGUCGUCGUGCGCGACGGUCGCGUCCUGAGCUCGGGAUUCUCGCGCGAACUCCCGGGCAACACGCACGCAGAGCAAGUGGCGCUGCAGAAGCUCAGCUUUGACGCACAGGGGGCGACCGUGUACACGACCAUGGAGCCGUGCAGCACCCGCGUGUCGGGCAACGUCCCGUGCGUCCAGACCUGUCUUCGCGCAGGCGUCGCGCGCGUCGUCAUUGGCGUGAUGGAGCCAAAGACGUUCGUGGUGUGCGAAGGCGUGCGACUGCUCCAGGACGCGGGAGUGGAUGUGCGGCUGCUGGAGGGACUCGAGCGUGACUGUCUCGCUCCGAACGCGCACCUCGCGCUCGUCAACUAG
Messenger RNA from Hyaloperonospora brassicae, 441 nucleotides. NCBI's taxonomy places the organism in Eukaryota, Oomycota, Peronosporomycetes, Peronosporales, Peronosporaceae. The record is from the annotation of a GenBank genome assembly.